CUUUAUUAUCUUAUUCAUAUGGUACAUUGGGACUGUGAUGCUGACCUUGUUGAAGACCAUAAGACUUCAAAUGAACGUCUUGUAGAAAUCAUCCUUGCUAAUCAAGGUGAAUUAUUGAAUGAAUGGUUAGGUAAAGGAAAAGGUGAUGGUAAAAAAGAACCCAUGUUGCGUACUGUUCUUAGAGAAUUCCAUCGACAAAAAGCACUUCAUCGAAGAACAACAAGAGACAUUCGAAAUGCUAUUACUCAACUCUUGAAGAAAUAUGAGGCUACUAAACAACUGAUUCAAUCCUCUAAAGGAGAUGCGCCUGAAGUGAUGCAUCUUGAUAGUAGAGGCAUACCUCAUUAUCCUAAUGGCAAAGAUAAAUUUGAAGCUGCUAUUAAAUCCAGAUUUCCUUUUUUCUUUGUAUUACGACCUUACCUUGAAGACAAUGAAGAUUUAUUACAUGAAGAACAAGUAGAAGUUGAAGAAGAAGAAGAAGAAGGAGACAUAUCACCUUGUAUAGAACAACAAGUGAAUGAAUUACAAGUGAUACCGUCUACUAAACAACGUAAAAGACAAAAAAAUGCUAGCUUAAAAAGAAGAAACCGCAUAUGCAUACCCUCCUCUUCUGAUGAUGUUAUGUUAGAUCCAGUCAGUCUAAAACGUCAAAAGUUAGAGAUGGAACAAUUCCAUCAUCGCAUUGAAUACCAAGCAAAAGCCAUUGAGUUGUUUGCUAAACAUUGUCCUCAGGAUCAUCGUGCACUAGAACAAAUGGUCAAAAGUUUUAGUCAAAAUGCAUUUCCUUCCAUUGAAUUUAUGGAAUAAAAAAAA
Molecule: messenger RNA, 813 nt
Organism: Gilbertella persicaria
Lineage: Eukaryota; Fungi; Mucoromycota; Mucoromycetes; Mucorales; Choanephoraceae
Exons: 2
Coding region: 19-807 (262 amino acids)
Source: RefSeq, a predicted model, not a curated record